GGACCCGCCUUGACUUGGAUGACUCUACUCCUCCCUCCAAGUGCGCCUCCGCCCACGAACGAAGUAAUUGGUAGGUUUGUGGAGGAAGAAAGGGAUCGGCGCUUUGCCACAACGCCAAGUAACAGAGGGCAAAAGGAGGCGACAUCCGAAUGCUUAUGGCCAGCAUCGAGUGAGGUAGGAGACGAAGUUGGACGCAAGCGCUCGAUCUCACUAUUCCAACAGCAAAUUGGUGGGUGUCGGAGUGAGACCGACGCCAUAAGAGAGGGAGGGGAUCGCCCCUAAAUCCCACACAAAAGAGGAUCUUGCGGCCAUGGAUAUAGAUGAUGCUCCCUCCACCCCUGGAAAGUGGAAGAUGGAGAAGCCCCACCACCGCCACCACCCUCGCCUCCUCCUCCCCCGCUGGCACCAUUCCUAUCCCGUCUCCAAGCUCGUUUUCUGGUCCUUCUUCGCCCUCGCCCUCUUCCUUGCCAUCUUCCUCCUCUCCCCCCGCUCCUCCGCCCCGGCCCGAACCCCUGAUUCUUUUGCUUCCUCGUCGACUUCCUCCGGCGUCCGGCGCGCCGCCCUCCAGAUGGCCCCCUGGGGCGGCCCCGCUUGGGAGAAGCGCGUGCGGUCGUCCGCCCGGGUGCGGCGAAACCCCGGCGGCGCGUCCGUCCUCGUCACCGGCGCCGCGGGGUUCGUCGGGAUGCACGUGGCCGCCGCCCUCAAGCGCCGCGGCGAUGGCGUCCUCGGCCUUGACAACUUUAAUGGGUACUACGACCCGUCCCUCAAGCGCGCCCGCCAGGCGCUGCUCGACCGCGCCGGGGUCUUCGUCGUCGAGGGCGAUAUCAACGAUGGGGCGCUGCUUCGCAAGCUGUUCGACGUCGUGCCCUUCACCCAUGUCGUGCACCUUGCCGCCCAGGCCGGCGUCCGGCACGCGCUGGUUGACCCGGCGUCCUAUGUGCACUCCAAUGUCGCCGGGCUUGUCUCGGUGCUCGAGGCCGCCAAGGCCGCCGACCCCCAACCGGCCAUCGUCUGGGCCUCGUCGUCCUCCGUAUAUGGCCUCAACUCGCGUGUGCCAUUCUCGGAAGCCCACCGCACCGACCGCCCGGCGUCCCUCUACGCCGCCACCAAGAAGGCCGGGGAGGAGAUCGCCCAUGCCUACAACCAUAUCUACGGCCUCUCCAUCACCGGUCUCCGGUUCUUCACGGUCUACGGCCCCUGGGGGCGGCCCGACAUGGCCUACUUCUUCUUCACCCGUGAUAUCCUCCUCGGGAAGCCCGUGUCUAUCUUCGAAGGCCCUGACCACGCCACCGUCGCUCGUGAUUUCACCUACAUUGAUGACAUUGUGAAAGGUUGCCUGGCGGCCCUCGACCAUGCAGGGAAGAGCACCGGCAGCGGCGGCAAGAAGCGUGGGCCGGCACCCCUCCGAAUCUACAAUCUGGGCAACACCUCCCCUGUUCCUGUAACCAAGCUCGUCUCCAUCCUCGAGCGGCUUCUCAAGGUUAAGGCGGUCAAGAAGCUUGUUAAGAUGCCCAGGAACGGGGAUGUGCAGUUCACCCAUGCCAACAUUACCUUUGCACAGAAGGAGCUCGGAUACCGUCCCACUACUGGCCUCCACACUGGACUCAAGAAAUUUGUUCGUUGGUACCUCGAAUACUACUCCAUCUCCUUGAGCAAGAAUGACAGCAAAGGUAGAAGAAUUAGUAGCUAGCUGAUGGUACGUGAGAGCAGCAGCCCGGUUGCGGUGUAAUUGAGGUGGUCAGGAUUGUUCUUCAAAUCCUUCAUAUGCUAUUGAUGUUGUCACGUAAUUUUUUCCUCUCCUUUUAAACUUCCUUCAGUUAGCCUUUUGACCAAUUUGUGGUUCUUCCUGUCGUUCUUCAAUAUUGCAUAAUGUGAUUGUCGGAGGAACUUAAGAGUCAUGUAAGGCUUCUCUACUGGCAUGGUGCAUCCUUUGCAUGACUUUCUCAUAUUCUGAACUAGCAAAGAGAACACAGUACAUGUUUUCUUUUA
Messenger RNA from Musa acuminata subsp. malaccensis (wild Malaysian banana), 1989 nucleotides. Its product is annotated as UDP-glucuronate 4-epimerase 3. The record is from RefSeq and is a predicted model, not a curated record. Lineage: Eukaryota; Viridiplantae; Streptophyta; Magnoliopsida; Zingiberales; Musaceae.